Molecule: messenger RNA, 354 nt
Organism: Seminavis robusta
Lineage: Eukaryota; Bacillariophyta; Bacillariophyceae; Naviculales; Naviculaceae
Source: the annotation of a GenBank genome assembly
AUGGAUUGUAUGUACGUAAAAUUUUGUAUUAUCAAAGCUGCUGCGUUCUUGUUUUGGUUACUUCAGGGACUAAAAUGUAAUUACAAUACUGGUAUUGUCGUACAGUACAAGCUUGUAGCUAGCUACCAGCCAGAACAAUCCCCUCAAGCUUCAAUUCGACGCUAUAUGUCGAUCAUGGAUCAUUCCCUUCGAUCUUGCUCAGAUGCCUACGCAAAUUCCCUCGUAUGCCGCAACGUGUUGCUGUAUUUUCCUCAGAGGCAAUCACUGUCUUCUUCUUCUUCUUCUUCGCCAUUGUUCGCCAAGAGCAAUCUCGAUUUGGUCCGGACCAACCUACUAGUAGCCUUCGUCACCUGA